This is a messenger RNA of Porites evermanni, 2562 nucleotides long. The record is from the annotation of a GenBank genome assembly. NCBI's taxonomy places the organism in Eukaryota, Metazoa, Cnidaria, Anthozoa, Scleractinia, Poritidae.
UGAUUAACUGCUACAACGCGUAGAGCAUUUGACAAAAAAUAUCAGGUAUGCAACAGAGGCGAGGAGCUGAGAAGCUAUCCGUUUAAUCAACAGAAAAGGCUGCAGAAGACACGAAGUCUUUGAGUGGCACUUGAAGAAGCAGAUGGUUUGAAAGUAUCUAAAUAUAUUUUAUCACUGCCAUGUUGCAUCGCCGCUAUACGUCCAUAGCGGAGGAACCCGAAAGUGGAGAAACCAGCUUACCCGAAGGUACGAGAAGUGGCAGGCUUAUUUCUGUCGCUACGGUAGGACUUAGUUUAAGGAAAGCCUUCUGUAUUUUAGGGCAAUAGCUAGAAAAAGUCAUCGACUGACUAACAAAGUUGUGGUCGACGGUACGCUCAAUUAACCCGUGCCUCGUUUUACGGUAUUUUCAAGCCACACAAGAACGAAAGACGUCGAGAAAAGGUUUUGAGGUCAAACCAGAGAAUAGAAUUCGGGACCUCAGUCUCGUACAGAAGGCCGCGCACUAACCAACUGUGCGAGUCCUACUCCGAUAAACAAACAGUAUUCAUAUCUCGGUUAAGAUACAGCUCGUGGAUGUAUCGCGAUGAAUUUCUAGGAAGUGUAGGUUUAUAUUCUCGAAAGACAGGUUUCCAGGCCAAGCAGUCGGUGCUUCCCUGAGGCGCUGUGCCACUCGGGUUUCCAAAACAGUUUUAAGACUUCAUGAUUAAGGGAGUUCUUCGAUGUUUGAACCUCAACAAAAAAAAGGGCGUGAAAACAUAAAACCCUUGUUAACCCUUAAAGGGCUCUACUGAGAUCAGCAUGCAAUUCUCCACACUCUGUUUCGUACAUUUCCUAUGGUAUUAAUGUAGAGAAUUUGUUUUAAUAAUCAAGACUUUUUUCAGUUGUUGAUUAUUUCUGUUUUCUCGUGACCUUUAAGUUUGAGAAGUAGUAUUAUUUCAUGAAACUAAAAUCCUUACAGUACUGUAUUAAGCAAAUAACGUUUUUGGAAAAGCUGGAGAAACGAAGGUUUCUUACAAGCGGGUUUUACUGUACUGUAACACUGCAUACCAAUGUUUGCAAAGUCAAAUGUUGUUAUCUAGGUGAAAAAUUGGUUUACAUUUCAAGGUAUAACAAACGCCCGUAAAUAAACUUACUUUAGUUUUUAUUUUAGUGUUUGCUUACUUAUUUUUAUAUUUCAGAGAGAAAUCUCAAAGAAACAACAGACGACAAAAAUCUCAGUUUUACGAAAACGCGAAACAGCGAGUCCUCCAGCCGACAAUCAGCGACGAGUGCCCGAUUGUCGACCUCGGAACUCACCGAAAACACACUGGACGAAUCGGAAAGCGAUCGGCUUUCGUUGUCAGAGGAUGAAGAUUUAUUCGCCGAAGAAGCCGAAAACAAGCCCCAAAGAAAAGAUAAGCGGGCGUCAAGUAAACAAAGCAACAGUUACCUACACCGAGCGUCGAAAUACGAAGAAGAGAUCUUGAAGUCAGUGAAAUUAACUCCUAAUCAAAUUCGUGAGAUAAAGGAAGCCUUCCAUGUUUUUGAUAACAAUGGCGACGGAUGUAUUACCGCCACAGAACUGAAAAAACUGGUCACCUCGCUUGGUUAUAAUAUAACAGAAGCAGAACUUAUGGACAUGAUGAACCAAAUAGGUAAACUGAAGUAUGAAGGUUGCGCCAGCUCUCUGUCGUUAUCAUAAAACGCUUUGAGUAACCUCGUUCAUAUUUUGAAAAAAAAAAGUACAUAAAAUACUGAAAUAGAAAAACUUAGGCAAUGUUCCCAAUAUACCGGGAAGCUUUUCCGCCGGCACAAAAACCAUACCGGAUAGGAUUCUGUUCACACAGAAGAACGGUGAUUUCUACGCGAUUUCUCUGACUGAGCGAAUCUGCGCCGCGCGGAUCUCUAAACUGGAGAGUCACAUAUCGGAUAGUGUUCACAGUAUACCGUAUAGCCUUUUGUGUCGACACAAAAAGCUCUUCGGUAUAGUGUAAACAUUACCUUACAAGAAAAAAACCGAGCGAACAUGAAUGCUAACCAACACUGAACGACCAAAAUGUCCAACCAUCGGGGUCAGGGGUGGGGGAGGGAAGAGACCACACUCUCUGCUUACCACGAGAGCUUGUUCGCAGGCGUAAUUUUCCUCCCUUAACGAGCCACGGCGCGUCUCUAUAGUUUCGUCAGAAAGUUUAUCUCGGACUAAUUCGCCAUCAAUCCUUUUUUUUUUCAUGUCUGUCGAUGAGAUCUGGGUACACUUAAGUUCUGAGUUUACGUUUAAAAUAUGUUCUUGGUGUUUCGUUUUUAGAUGCAGAUGGUAACGGCGCCAUUGACUUCCCAGAAUUCCUCGCAUUGAUGACAAAAAAUCUAGAAGACUGUGAUCCGGAAGACAUUUUACUGGAAUCUUUCAAGGUGUUCGACCGGGACGGUAGUGGUUUCAUAGGCGUUACUGAACUCGACCGAGUCUUUAAGCUGCUCGGUCAAGACUUCAAAGAUUACGAGAUCGAGGCCAUGAUAAAGGCCGCUGACGCCGAUGGCGACGGGCUCGUAGGUUGGGAAGACUUCACAAAAAUGAUGAACGUUUAA